AUGGCCCGUUUCUUCCGGACGACGGCCGUCGCGACCGUCCUCGCCGCGUUCGCCGACCAUGCCAUUGCCGCAGCGGUUACCGGACCGUCAUCAAAUUGCCCAGCACGCUUUCCCUGGGAGGACUCCAUCCUGACCGACGCCGACGUUGCAGCAAGCGGUGACCCCGCACGAUUCGCCUUUGGCGACGAUAUCACCGACGACAACCUCAAACAUCGUCACCGUGGCGGCGCCGAGCCUGCAGACUGCCGCGCGUUCCCCGGCAACCCUUCCUGGCCCUCAGCCGCUACCUGGUCGCUGCUCAACACCACCCUCUCGGGCACCCUCCUCCAAACCGUCCCGCUCGCCGCUCCCUGCUAUGCCGACUGGCCGGCACAAUACGAUGCAGCUGUCUGCGCCAACCUGACGACCAACUGGGGUGACCCGUACCUGCACAUCGCCGACCCAACCUCGGCCAUGUUUCCGCUCUUCCAGGGGCUGACAUGUCUCCCGACUGACAACCCGACGGGGGGAAACUGUACGCUGGGUGGUUUUGCGUCGUACUCGGUUGCGGCGAAGGAGACGAGGCAGAUCCAGCUUGCGGUGAACUUUGCGAGGAAUGAGAAUUUGAGGUUGGUGGUGAAGAAUACGGGGCAUGAUUUUGCGGAUAAGAGUAUUGGUGCCGGCGCGCUGUCGGUGUGGACGCAUGGGUUGAAGGAUAUCGAGUUUGUGAGCGAUUACAGCUGUCAGGGGUAUAGCGGGCCGGCGUUUAAGCUGGGCAGUGGUGUGAUCACGGAUGAGAUCUACGCAGCGGCCGAGGAGCAUGAAGUUACGGUCGUCGGGGGCGUGUGUCGGACUGUUGGCAUCGCCGGUGGUUAUAUCGCCGGCGGCGGCCACUCGCCCAUGGCUCCUCUCGUCGGCAUGGGGGCCGACCAAGUUCUUUCGAUGGAGGUUGUGUUGCCCAACGGUCGGUUUGUGUCAGCAAGCGCGGACGAGAACCCUGACCUGUUCUGGGCACUUCGCGGCGGUGGUGGCAGCACUUACGGUGUGGUCACAUCGGUGACUAUCCGGGCGUAUCCCAAGAUCCCCGUCACGACCAUGACUUUCUCGUACGCCACGAGUGAAAACCUCACGGCUGACACGUUCUUUGACGGUCUCGGUGCCUAUAUGAAGUACUUCGAUACCUUCAGCUCCGCCGGGGCCUAUGGCUACUUCUUCGUCGCCCAGAUCGCCCCGGAGCAAUAUGUCUUCAGCUUCUUCCCCAUGUGGGGUGCCAACUACACCAAGCCCGAGUUCACUAAGCUCGUCACGCCAUACCUCAACGACCUCGCUGACCUCGGCAUUCCCAUUGAACCCAUCAUCACCGAGUACCCAUCACACUACCAGGCCUUCCUCGGCCAGUUCCCCGCGGAGAGCGUCGGCGGGUACGACAACCAUGCCGCCUCGCGGCUGUUCCCCAAGGACAACUUCAAGGACCCAGCCAAGCGUGCGGAAACUCUGGCCGCAGUGCGCUACGCCAUCGAGGACGGCGGCGUGCUAGUCGGGUACAACAUCCGCGCGGCGGUCAACCCAGCAGCCAACCAAGACAACAGCGUCAACCCAGCCUGGCGCGAGGCCACAGGCUUCUUUAUUCUGGCCGUAGCGUGGGGCAAGGACGCGACCGACGAGGAGAUCGCCCAAGCGAGCGAGAAGCUGACGACCGACUGGAUGGGCCGCUGGCGAGCGGUGUCGCCGGGCGCCGGGUCGUACAUGUCGGAGGGGGAUAUCAACGAGCCGGAUUUCCAGCAGGCGUUUUAUGGGACCCAUUACCCACGGCUGCGGGCACUGAAGGAGAAGUAUGAUCCGACGAGUCUGUUUUAUGCGCCCACUGCUGUUGGUUCGGAGGACUGGUACAUCACGGACCAGAUUGAGUGGUUUCCGAAGCAGACUGGGCGGCUUUGUCGGAAGAAGUCUUCUUAG
Molecule: messenger RNA, 1935 nt
Organism: Dichotomopilus funicola
Lineage: Eukaryota; Fungi; Ascomycota; Sordariomycetes; Sordariales; Chaetomiaceae
Exons: 3
Coding region: 1-1935 (644 amino acids)
Molecular function (GO): oxidoreductase activity; FAD binding
Source: RefSeq, a predicted model, not a curated record